ACAGGCGGCGGCGGCGGCGGCAGCGGCGGAGUGAGUGAGGCCUGGUGUGCGACUCCCAUUGUAAAACACCCUCCCUCCCUCCCUCCGGCCAGCCCGCCCGCCCGCUCGCUCUCUUCCGCCCGAUUCUCCUUUGACCGAGGCGGCAGAUUGUAACCCGAGAAGAUGCCGGCGGUGUCCAAAGGCGACGGGAUGAGGGGGUUGGCGGUGUUUAUCUCUGACAUUAGGAACUGCAAAAGCAAAGAAGCUGAAAUUAAACGCAUAAACAAAGAGCUGGCAAACAUCCGAUCGAAGUUCAAAGGAGACAAGGCGCUGGAUGGUUACAGCAAGAAGAAAUACGUCUGCAAGCUUCUCUUCAUCUUCCUGCUUGGCCAUGACAUUGAUUUUGGCCACAUGGAGGCAGUCAAUCUGCUCAGCUCCAAUAAGUACACAGAGAAGCAGAUUGGUUACCUUUUCAUCUCUGUACUGGUGAACUCAAACAGUGAGCUGAUCCGUCUGAUUAACAAUGCCAUCAAGAACGACCUGGCCAGCCGCAACCCUAUCUUCAUGUGCCUCGCUCUGCACUGCAUUGCAAAUGUUGGCAGCAGGGAAAUGGCAGAGGCAUUUGCUUCUGAGAUUCCCAAAAUCCUGGUGGCUGGUGAUACGAUGGAUAGUGUGAAGCAGAGUGCCGCUCUGUGUCUGUUGCGUCUCUACAAAACCUCCCCAGAUUUGGUGCCCAUGGGAGAGUGGACAUCCCGAGUCGUGCAUCUACUGAAUGACCAACAUCUGGGUGUAGUAACAGCUGCUACCAGUCUUAUCACCUGUCUGAGCAAGAAGAACCCUGAUGAAUUCAAGACGUGCGUCUCCUUGGCCGUCUCCAGACUUAGUCGGAUUGUGUCAUCGGCCUCCACGGAUCUACAGGAUUAUACGUAUUACUUUGUUCCAGCACCCUGGCUUUCUGUGAAGCUGCUGCGACUCCUGCAGUGUUAUCCCCCACCUGAGGACACUGCAGUGAAGGGCCGGCUAAUUGAAUGUAUGGAGACGAUCCUGAAUAAAGCUCAGGAGCCACCAAAAUCCAAGAAGGUUCAACACUCCAACGCUAAGAAUGCGAUUCUUUUUGAAGCCAUCAGCCUUAUUAUACAUUAUGACAGCGAACCUAACCUGUUGGUGCGUGCGUGCAACCAACUUGGCCAGUUCCUGCAGCACCGUGAAACCAACCUGCGGUACCUUGCACUGGAAAGCAUGUGCCUGCUGGCCGGGUCCGAAUUCUCCCACGAGGCUGUCAAAACCCACAUCGAAACUGUCAUCAACGCACUGAAGACCGAGCGGGAUGUGAGUGUGCGCCAGCGAGCCGCAGACCUUCUGUACGCCAUGUGUGACCGAACAAACGCACCGCAGAUUGUGGCUGAAAUGUUAAGCUACCUGGAAACGGCCGACUAUUCCAUUCGUGAAGAAAUUGUGCUAAAGGUGGCGAUUCUGGCAGAGAAGUAUGCAGUGGAUUACACAUGGUACGUCGACACAAUCCUGAACCUCAUCCGCAUUGCAGGGGACUAUGUCAGCGAGGAGGUCUGGUACCGAGUUAUUCAGAUUGUUAUUAAUCGUGAUGACGUCCAAGGUUAUGCAGCAAAGACUGUGUUUGAGGCACUCCAGGCCCCAGCCUGUCACGAGAACAUGGUGAAAGUAGGUGGAUAUAUCCUAGGAGAGUUUGGGAAUCUCAUUGCCGGCGAUCCACGAUCCAGCCCCUUAGUUCAGUUCAACCUGCUCCAUUCCAAGUUCCACUUGUGCAGUGUCCCGACCCGCGCUCUGCUGCUCUCCUCUUACAUCAAGUUUGUCAACCUUUUCCCCGAGACCAAGGCCACCAUCCAGGAUGUACUGCGCAGUGACAGCCAGCUCCGCAACUCUGACGUGGAACUGCAGCAGCGGGCUGUGGAGUACCUCAAGCUCAGCUCAAUUGCCAGCACUGAUGUUCUGGCCACCGUGCUGGAAGAGAUGCCACCAUUCCCCGAACGUGAAUCCUCUAUUCUCGCCAAGCUCAAGAAGAAGAAGGGACCAGGCACAGUAGCUGAAAUGGAAGAAGGGAAGAAGGAACAAACAGAGGUGAACGGCGGUGUGGAGACUGUUGUGAACGCCAGCACAGUGUCCACACCCUCGCCUUCUGCCGACCUGCUGGGCCUGAAGAGUGCCCCUGCCAGUGGGGGCAGCCUGCUGGUUGAUGUGUUUUCCGAUGCUAUGCCCGCCAUUGGGGCUCUGGCACCCGGAGCUGAGGACAAUUUCUCCCGAAGCUUGGAUCUGCCGAGUGAAAGCCCUACCUCGUUGUUGGUGGAUGCAGCCCUGGGUCCAGAUGGUGUCACGACUGUGCCUACUGCUGGCUCUGAGGAUGCUUCUUUGCCUGUGCCUGACGCUGACGAUCUCCUCAACAAGUUUGUUUGCAAGAACAAUGGGGUCCUGUUUGAAAACCAGCUUCUCCAGAUUGGAAUAAAAUCGGAAUACCGGCAAAACUUGGGUCGAAUGUACCUGUUCUUUGGGAACAAGACUUCAGUCCAGUUCCUCAACUUCAUUGUAAAUGUUAACUGUCCGGGCGACCUGCAGAGUGAGCUGAAUCUUCAGGCUAAGCCUGUGGAGCCCAUCGUGGAAGGUGGAGCGCAGGUUCAGCAAGUCAUCAACAUUGAAUGUUUAUCAGAUUUCACCGAAGCCCCUCUACUCAACAUUCAGUUCAGAUAUGGCGGAACCUUGCAAAAUAUCACCCUCAAGCUGCCCAUCACCAUCAACAAGUUUUUCCAGCCAACAGAGAUGGCAUCUGAAGAUUUCUUCCAGCGCUGGAGGCAGCUCAGCAGCCCCCAACAAGAAGCACAGAAGAUCUUUAAAGCUAAUCACCCUAUGGACACAGAGGUUACCAAGGCCAAGUUGAUAGGAUUCGGCACCGCCCUGCUGCAGGACGUCGACCCCAACCAGGACAACUUUGUCGGUGCGGGAAUCAUUCACACAAAAUCCAUCCAGGUUGGGUGUUUGUUGCGGUUGGAACCCAACGGUCAGGCUCAGAUGUAUCGCCUCACACUACGCACAAGCAAGGAAACUGUGUCGAAGCGACUAUGUGGAUUACUGUCCCAACAGUUCUAAAGUCUGCCACAUGUAAUCGAUCUCUUACACUAUACUGCGUGUUUGUGUGUGUCUGAGCGUGAGUGUGUGUAUGUGUGCACGAGUACAUGAAGGUCCUAUAUCCAUGCCACAUCCAGUGAAAUCUUCAAGUAUCAUGUGACGUCCUUUAACUACAGUAUAUGUUUACGUGAUUGUUCUGUGGAGGUUUUCCUUCUUUUGCUAUUGUGGAGGGAUUUGGAAAGUUCUUUGGUACACGCGGCAUCAAAGGUGGCAGCGAUGAGCGGGGUUGUAGUGCAGUCCGUGACACCCCAUAGUAUAUCCUCUCCCUGUGAUAUAAUAACUCGGCCAACAUACUGAGAGGACUUUGAUUAUAAUUCCCUCCUGCAACAAGGAGUGACUGUGGACACAAAAUGCCGGAGUAACUCAGUCGGGAGAGGCAGCAUCUCUGGAGAUAGGAGGAAUGGGUGAGACCCUUCUUCAGACUCUCUUUCUCUCCAGGGAUGCUGCCUGUCCCGCUGAGUUACUCCAGCAUUUUGUGUCUAUCUUCGGUUUAAACCAGCAUCUGCAAUUUCUUCCUACCACAAGGAGUGACGGGACUCGAGUGCACGUCACUCAGCAGAGUGGUUCCUCUCAAUCCCACUGCUUGGGUCAGUACGGCCCACCGCACAGUGGUGGGCCACGUACUAACCAGGAAGGGUACAGGCGGUGUGUGACAAGCUAGCUACUCCCCUUGGGACCAGUUGAGGAAAGGAGACAAUCUUUGAGGCGCUCUCUGGAAGUGCUUUGGAGAUGUCCUGUGAAGGUGUGGAAUCAGACAUGCCCCACAGUCGAAUGGCCCGUCGAGGCUGACUGGGAGAUUUAGGCAGAGCGAUGGGGAAUGUCUACUAUGUGUGUGUGACCCAGUGAGAAGUUGCUGCCAUCAGUGAUGGUGAGUGGGGGAAGGCAGGAUACUGUCCAGUAGACACAGGAUAGCUACCCCCUUCUCUCACCCCCUUUACACCUGAAGAGCUGAUGCCCGAUUACCAAAAGACUUGCUGUCCCAUCUCGCUGUUAAUCGAUAUAGUCAUUUCUUAUAUUAAAAAAUGUAUGAAGUAAUUGUAAAAUGUAUCUGUAUAUAACUCUUUCUUAGAGCUGGAUAGAAAUACCUGUACGACCAACUUACUCUGUGGUCUCUGAUGUUAAAUUAGCUGUUUAAAUGUCACCAUUGAAAGUUAAAGGGUGGGCAUUUUUUUUUUAUUUUAACCUUUUGCUGAAGGUUUUGUUUUACAUGCAAAAAGACUGGAACUCCCUGAGAUUGUUCCCUUCCAAUCUUCCCUUUGAAACUACACACCAUCCGUUAGUAGUUUUUGGAAAAACCCUCUGCUCUAUGCAACUGCCAACCCUUCCGACCAUCGCCAUGCUGCUUGUACCUUACCCCCCUCUUCCCCCCCCCCUCCCUCUCUCUCCCCUCUCUCCCCCCGCCUCUCUAUCCCUCUCCCCUUCCCCUCUAUCCCUCUCUCUCUCCCUCCCUCCCUCUCCCCCCCCCUUCCCCUCGCCAGAAUGAGUUCCAAAGUGCGUGCUAUUGUGCAUGAUUGCUUAACAUUGCGGGAACGAACUGAACAGAAUAGUUUGGUUUCCUCCGAGCUUGCUUUCAUAUCAGUGAUAGUCCUUUUCAGUUUGGAGCGUGGAAUAUCGGCGUUUGUGAGCUGGUUCCAAGGAUUGCCUUUUGCAUUUGCACUUCAGCGGAUUAAAGGAAUCUAAUGCAGCCUCGUGAAUCGAGGGAGUUGGGGCAGGAAUGCAAAACGCACCUUGAAGCAGUCUCCUCGUCCACAAGGUUAAGUUAUCCACUUUCCUCCCCUUCUGCUCCCAACUCCAAGCAACGUUCCCCCCAUUUUCUGGGGACAUCUUGUUAACCUCCAGCACUGGCCGGCUUGCUUGCGAAUCCCUGACUCCACUUGUUUUCAACCUACUACUUUCUGUGGCGUCUCGUACAAAUGGUGGGCAAUCUUGUGCUGUGCGUACCCUACCUAGAUCAGCUGUAACUUCUCUGCUAAUAAAGAGGAUCCCGUCUGCCUAAUGCCUGUACAUAAAACUAACUUGUGCAACUGGACAACCUGGCAAUGGGGUUUCUUUGUAGUUCUAUGUGAAAUGGCAAAAACCGCUUUGAAAGACUUGAUCUCCAACAAUAGCACCAGUAUGUUCAUUGGUGGUGGGUGGGGAGGGGAGGGUGGUGGUGGUGGGGGGGAGGGAAACCAUGUUGAAUUUUCACUGUCAAGUAAUUAUGGACCAAUAACUAAUGGAGUUGCUGUGACCUCGGAAACAAAUGCUUGUCAAAAUGUAACCUGCAAGGAAAAAUACAAGAGAACAAAGGAUGUGAAUAAAA
Amblyraja radiata (thorny skate) is the source of this 5434-nucleotide messenger RNA. Its product is annotated as AP-2 complex subunit alpha-2. The record is from RefSeq and is a predicted model, not a curated record. Gene Ontology annotation, biological process: clathrin-dependent endocytosis; intracellular protein transport. The coding region runs from base 163 to 3093 and encodes 976 amino acids. The transcript has 24 exons. NCBI's taxonomy places the organism in Eukaryota, Metazoa, Chordata, Chondrichthyes, Rajiformes, Rajidae. Gene Ontology annotation, molecular function: clathrin-cargo adaptor activity. Gene Ontology annotation, cellular component: membrane coat; AP-2 adaptor complex.